Hyaena hyaena (striped hyena) is the source of this 1994-nucleotide messenger RNA. It is a transcript of the gene ARMCX3, whose product is annotated as armadillo repeat containing X-linked 3. Gene Ontology annotation, cellular component: mitochondrion. Gene Ontology annotation, molecular function: protein binding. The transcript has 5 exons. Lineage: Eukaryota; Metazoa; Chordata; Mammalia; Carnivora; Hyaenidae. The coding region runs from base 513 to 1652 and encodes 379 amino acids. The record is from RefSeq and is a predicted model, not a curated record.
UGUGCAGAAGUCCUUCUUGUUCUGGUCCUUGUUCCCGUCUGAGUACCAGCUCCCCAUUGCCCUGAGGGCCAGCGGGCCUGCGGCAGGGGGAAGGAGGAGAAGGAAAUUGUCCCGGAUUCUUGCAGGGGGGUCCAAGCCUCUCCUGGAUUGUCAGUUUUUCCAUAGGUUGCGGCACUACACCAGGAAAGAGAAGAAGAAGGAAAUUAACCCCAAUCAGUGAAGGUCGAUUUGAGGGUCUGCUGUAGCAGGUGGCACCACUUGAAGCAAGGGAGGAAGUUUCCUCUGAUCGGUAGAGAUUGCAAGGGUUAUUGGGCGUGGCACACCUCCAAGGGAGGGAAGAAGGGACAAACUGCCUGUCUGGAGGAGGUCCAUCUCCAGUAUCAGCUAUUGUGUCCUUGAAGUGGCUGAAGACAUCACCUUCCACAGCCUUGCACCCAGGCCCAUAGUGAAUCCUCUCCCAGCCUGAGUGAAUACUCUGUUCCUUGGUCCCUGCUAUUGUCAGGGACGAUUGCAUGGGCUACGCCAGGAAAGUAGGCUGGGUGACUGCAGGACUGGUGAUUGGGGCUGGAGCCUGCUAUUGUAUUUAUAGACUGACCCGGGGAAGAAAACAGAACAAGGAGAAAAUGGCUGAGAGUGGGUCUGGGGAUGUGGAUGAUGUUGGGGACUGUCCUGGGGCCAGGUACAAUGACUGGUCUGAUGAUGAUGAUGACAACAGUGAAAACAAGGGUAUAGUGUGGUACCCACCUUGGGCCCGGAUUGGGACUGAGGCUGGAACCAGAGCAAGGGCCAGAGCAAGGGCCAGAGCUACUCGGGCUCGUAGGGCUGUUCAGAAACGGGCUUCCCCCAAUUCAGAUGAUACUAUUUUGUCCCCUCAAGAGCUGCAGAAAGUUCUUUGCUUGGUUGAGAUGUCUGAAAAGCCUUAUAUUCUUGAAGCAGCUUUAAUUGCUCUAGGUAACAAUGCUGCUUAUGCAUUUAACAGAGAUAUUAUUCGUGAUCUGGGUGGUCUCCCAAUUGUUGCAAAAAUCCUCAAUACUCGAGAUCCCAUAGUUAAGGAAAAGGCUUUAAUUGUCCUGAAUAAUUUGAGUGUGAAUGCUGAAAAUCAGCGCAGGCUUAAGAUAUACAUGAAUCAAGUGUGUGAUGACACAAUCACUUCUCGCUUGAACUCAUCGGUGCAGCUGGCUGGACUAAGAUUGCUCACAAAUAUGACUGUUACUAAUGAGUAUCAGCAUAUGCUUGCUAAUUCCAUUUCAGACUUUUUUCGUUUAUUUUCAGCAGGAAAUGAAGAAACCAAAUUUCAGGUUUUGAAACUCCUUUUGAAUUUGGCUGAAAAUCCAGCCAUGACUAGAGAACUGCUCAGGGCCCAAGUACCGUCUUCACUUGGUUCCCUCUUUAAUAAGAAGGAGAACAAAGAGGUUAUUCUUAAACUUCUGGUCAUAUUUGAGAACAUAAAUGACAAUUUUAAAUGGGAAGAAAAUGAACCUGCUCAGAAUCAAUUCGGCGAAGGUUCACUUUUCUUUUUUUUAAAAGAAUUUCAAGCGUGUGCUGAUAAGAUUCUGGGGAUAGAAAGUCACCAUGAUUUUUUGGUGAAAGUAAAAGUUGGAAAAUUCAUGGCCAAACUGACUGAGCAUAUGUUCCCAAAGAGCCAAGAAUAAAUUUUGAUUUGUAUUUUUGAAGUAACACACAUUGUAAACUAUUCCACCUUGUUUAUAUGGUAAAGGAAUCCUUUCAGCUGCCAAUUUUGAGUGAUGAAUAUCAUUAUAUCGUCAAUGCUGAUGUUUAUCUGAGUUGGUCUUCAGGUCUAAGCUGGAUGAAUGAAUAUCACUACCUGUUCUGAAAACAUGUUUGUUGCUUUUUAUUUCGCUGCCUAGAUUGAAAUAUUAUUACUAUUUCUUUUGCAUAAGUGACAGUGAACUAGUUGGUCAUAAGUAAGCUCCCUGUCAUUUGCAUUAACUUUGUGUAUCAUCAAUAAAGUUGUGUAUUAAUGCUGAACAAAA